UGCUGUAACUAUUCACUGCUUUGGAAGUACAAGUAAGGAAAGUUUCCUGAAGUAAAUCAGUGGUAUGGAGGUUGUGCGUGGCUUCGCUCAUGGCAAGCUUGUCGACUGAGCUCCCUUUGAAGGUCGAGGAUGAAAGAGAAUCGAGCGAGGCCAUUCCUUUGUCCUCAGAUAGUAGUGUAUGUGAGCUUGUGGAUAUACUUCGCUGUGCACCUCAUGUAGUAGUGUACACUGGAGCGGGAAUAAGCACGGCAGCUGCUAUUCCUGAUUACAGAGGUCCCAAUGGUGUGUAUACCCUUGCAGCCAAGGGCCAAGCAGUCAGCCCGUGUGACUUGACAGCUGCUAACCCGACUCUCACACACAUGGUGCUUGUUGCUCUGCUGAAGACGGGUAGGGUGAAGCACAUUGUCUCACAGAACUGUGAUGGCUUGCAUCGCAGGAGUGGUGUGGUACAGGAGCAAAUAUCUGAGAUCCAUGGCAACAUGUAUAUAGAGGUAUGCAAGCAGUGCUCGCCACCAACGCAAUAUAUUCGUGAAUGCGACGUGACUGGGAAAACAGCACGUCACCGGCAUGCCACUGGUCGUGCAUGCAGUGCCUGCUACGGUCCUCUACAUGACACUAUCGUACUACCCGGCGAGAGGGGAUCCUUGGCUUGGCCACUGAACUGGGCCGCUGCACUGGAACAUGCUCACAGUGCAUCGCAUAUUCUUGUACUGGGUUCAAGCCUGAAGGUUCUACGGCAUUACAAAGACCUGUGGAUGAUGGCCCGUGCCAAGGAGAAGCGCCCAAAGGUCCUCAUUAUCAACCAGCAGGCUACUUCCAAGGACAAACAGGCAAUGUUUCGAAUCGAGAGAUCAUGUGAUGAAGUAAUGGGUCACAUUGCACUGCAACUGGCACUGAAUGUACCUCACUAUGACAGAAUAGCCGAUCCUUUCUUCAACGCAGCAAUAGACAUCCUUGGGCCGAAUAUAACGACCAUCAAGCCAGCUAUCUCUUGUGAAACUUGCACAGGACUGUGUACUUGCGCAACCAGUCACUCAACACCAGCUACCAGUGUUGUUAAACAGCCACCACGCAAUUGGUAUUCAACGGCAGCGAACAAGCGGUCUUAUGCUGCGAGAACCUUCGGCAAACGGCGUCGUAAGUCAAAGCGUUCAGCACCUUAGCGCAGAGGUGCAGCUGGCAAUGUUUCGUGAACUCUAUAUUGCACGCACGCGCGCGCGCACACACACACACGCGCGCGCACGCACGCACGCACACACACACACACACACACAAGUCAAGUGUCGGUCAGUCGGCAAGAAAAUCGAGCUCCAACGUUAGGAGUAGCCACCUUCUCCUAUAUCAAUAUUUCUACUCUUUUCAGCUUGGGCUGAUGGGCUUUUUUAGUUCAUGCUGGGCAGUGGAUUUGGUAGUGCAGAGUGUGGACAAUGUCCUGCCAGCAGUUAUUUAGUUGCUGCGUUGCUGAUUCUUGCUUGAAAUAGGAGUACAGUGUUUUCCGUUUAUCGUUAUAACAUUAGCAGUGCAAGUCGGUGGUAUAUUCUGCAACUGCAGAACUCGCAUUCUGUGUACGAUAUGUUUUAUUUGUGUGAGUGGCACGCAUAGAUGGUGAUUGUAUCGGCUACUGCAUUUUAUAAUUUCUUGGGUUUAGCGUGACGCUUUGUCGCGUUACGUCGUUUUUGUCUCAAAGACACCAAGAAGUGACUGUUUCAAGGUUUAGGAAAUACA
This is a messenger RNA of Sycon ciliatum, 1725 nucleotides long. RefSeq names its product NAD-dependent protein deacetylase sirtuin-7-like. Bases 90 to 1163 code for a protein of 357 amino acids. The transcript is spliced from 10 exons. Gene Ontology annotation, molecular function: NAD+ binding. Gene Ontology annotation, cellular component: nucleus. NCBI's taxonomy places the organism in Eukaryota, Metazoa, Porifera, Calcarea, Leucosolenida, Sycettidae. The record is from RefSeq and is a predicted model, not a curated record.